AUGAACCAGGAUGAUCAAAAACCACCCGAAACGCACACAGGGGAUAAUACUCCCCUAGAUUUGAAAGGCAAAGGAAAACAUACAACGAAAGACGAGUCCAACUCAGUUGCCGACAGACUUCAGGCUUCCGGGAGACUGGUUCUUGAUGCUUUUGGUAGCGGCCCAGAGCUGAGCGGCCAACAGUCAGCGAGAAAAGCUGACCCAAGUGGCAGCAACAUCAACAGCAUUGGCAAGAUCUCAUCGAGUACAGGUGAAGCAUCCUCACACAAAUUGCGAUCAUCAACCCAGGCUGCAAGCUUGCGCUCAAAGACAAAUCUGGAUUCCGGACCUUCUGUACAGGCAUUCAACGACUUUGUUAGUGCCGACACCACGCUGGAUAUCGACAAUAACAAUGUCAACCUCAAUCAAGAAGCACGAGAUCAAAUGUCCCACCUGAAAGCUAUACCUAAAUCACAGGAUGUCAGUCAACAAGAGAAGCUGGAUGGUGCAGCCGUUGUUAGCCUGCUGGAUGGCCAUUCGGAUGAACUCGAUGCUGUUUUGGUCGGAGCUCAUGAUCCGAUUGCCGAGAAUGAUAGCGAUACCCUCACACCAGAAGCGGCAGCCAAGCUUCGGGAAGCUCUCUUCUCUGCUAACUCGCCGUCCUCUGGUUCCAGGCUGGACGAUCUACUAAACUUCAACCCUGAAUUCCUAAACCAGCCAGGAUCUGAGGCAGAGCUUGAACGACAGCUCUACCUAGGCACAAUUGAUCCCGAUCAAGCGAGAAGCAGUUGGCUACAGCAGUGGGGCAACGUACUUGCUGGAUAUACCGACCAUGUCUGGGGUGAACUUGAACCAUUAAUAGUUGAGGCCCGCAGGGAAGUCGAAGAGUCCAAAGCUCGAGGCCCUGAAGUAGUACCCGAGGCGAAAGCGCUGGAUCGAUUGCGGCAGGUCCUUGCACAUGUUCGAGGGUACUGA
Molecule: messenger RNA, 954 nt
Organism: Fusarium pseudograminearum CS3096
Lineage: Eukaryota; Fungi; Ascomycota; Sordariomycetes; Hypocreales; Nectriaceae
Exons: 1
Coding region: 1-954 (317 amino acids)
Source: RefSeq, a predicted model, not a curated record